AUGACGACUUCCUCGCCGGCGAUCGAGGAUCUGUUGACCGUGGUGCCGACUCCUGCCGUCGCCAUUUGCACGGGAGAUGCCGUCAGUGGCACCCCAACCGUGCGCCCACCGUCUCGGUGCUACAUGUCGUCCGUCGUGAAUGCCAACAUCAACUCGACGCUGCUGCGUCGCGACUGCAAUGCCACCGAGUGCUUCACAUGGCUUGUCCAGAACCAAGAGGAGCGAACCGCCCGGCGCAACUUGAAUUGCUUCAUGUACGACAUGGUGACGACGACGGCUUUCCCCCACAGCGACCUCAUCACGUUCUGCGCUGAAAAAUCCACUGCGACGAUCCCGACCACGACGUGGAUGCCGAGCACAGCGCUCGCUUCCGAUUCCUCCACUGUCGUGGGAGGAGCGAUUGGUGGAGGGGUCGUCGCGCUCGCUCUGGUUGUAGGUUUUGGUUGGUGGUGCCGCCAUCGUCGCCGCGCCGUGCGCGAACCCAAUCGCCCAAGUGUCGGUACCUUCCACGCUCUUGGGACGCCGCCUGUGCAACGACUGAACGCGAAAAACUCCAGCAGCGAUAACAUCACAGCCAACGACUCUUCCACGUCGGGUGCCAUUGAAGUCAAUUACACGUACGACGGCAUCGUGACGCAAGGACUUGCCCGAGAUCUCGAGCAACUGGAGCUGCAUCGGAUUCCGUUCGCCGACGUUUGCCUCGUCCAGCCACUGGCAGAAGGCGCAUUUGGCCAAGUGUGGCUCGGCAACUACAUGGGCCAACGCGUCGCGGUCAAGAAGCUCCUGCCUCGAAAAGCCACCACGGCCGACUUGAUGCAGUUCGUCAACGAAAUCAAGCUCGUCGCCAAGUUUGAUUGUCCGUACGUUGUGUCGUUUGUCGGGGCGGCUUGGCACAAACCGAUCGACAUGGUCCUCGUGACCGAGUUCAUGGACCGAGGCGACCUCCGCGGCGUGCUCCAGGCGAACGCAGCCAAGCCGUGUGCCGAGCUGACGUGGCACGACAAGGUCGAGUGUGCGCUCGGCAUCGCCGAAGGGCUCGUGUACCUCCACUCGAUGGACCCCGUCGUGAUCCACCGAGACCUCAAAUCGCGCAACGUCCUGCUCGACUCGGUCCGCGGCACGAAAAUCACCGACUUUGGCAUCGCCCGCGAAACGCACGACCAAACGCUGACGCUCAACGCCGGGACGUACCGGUGGAUGGCGCCAGAGGUCGUGCAAGAUGGCCACUACUCGCAGUCGGCCGACGUGUUUAGCUUUGGCGUGAUCCUGUCGGAGCUCGACACGGAGCAGCUGCCGUACGCGAACCAACGCAACGACCGCGGCAACCCGUUCACGGACUUGGGGUUGAUGGAGGCCGUGGCCAAGGGCCGCAUCCUCCCGUCGUUCACGUCUAGUUGUCCCGACUGGUUUCGGGAGCUCGGUCUGGCCUGCUUGUCCUUGGACCCGACGCUGCGGCCGUCGGCCACCCAAGUGUCGUAUGCGAUUCGAACGCAAUUGCAGAUCCAAGUCGCGGCAAGUAGCGACAAGGACCAAGCAUACGUAAGUUAAUAGGCAUGGAGAUGCCAUGGAGACGAGUGGUUUGUGCGCGUCCAUGAGGACCGAAGUGUAGCGCACACGUAAAUACGCGAAAUGUACAUGCCACGUGCGACGAAGUGGAUG
Molecule: messenger RNA, 1659 nt
Organism: Aphanomyces invadans
Lineage: Eukaryota; Oomycota; Saprolegniomycetes; Saprolegniales; Verrucalvaceae
Product: TKL protein kinase
Exons: 2
Coding region: 1-1548 (515 amino acids)
Biological process (GO): protein phosphorylation
Molecular function (GO): protein kinase activity; ATP binding
Source: RefSeq, a predicted model, not a curated record